This is a messenger RNA of Strongylocentrotus purpuratus (purple sea urchin), 1212 nucleotides long. RefSeq lists its product as uncharacterized. Gene Ontology annotation, cellular component: nucleus. The record is from RefSeq and is a predicted model, not a curated record. Lineage: Eukaryota; Metazoa; Echinodermata; Echinoidea; Camarodonta; Strongylocentrotidae. Bases 334 to 1038 code for a protein of 234 amino acids. The transcript has 6 exons.
CCUGUCUCACUAAACAGUACUUAGUGUAACGGGACUUAGUGUCGCUGCGACGCGUCAUACACUAAGACGGGUCCUACUGACGUCCUGUUGGUUUCUCAGUUUCACUAAACCGUUCUUUACUAAGUCCUGUGUGCGGCGCAUCUUCAACAAUAAAACGUCUGGAUUUUGAUUCUACGAAGCCGAAUUUCGUGACCUUCGACCUUGUGUGAAGAUAUACAAGUAUUUUUUCCCCUUAAGUUUUCGUCUGCAUCGUCUGCAUUGAAAAAGUGAAAGGUCGCUGAAUUUUAUCACUUUAAGUGGUUGUUUGACAUUAUUUCGACUACUAGGAGCAAAAUGGGGAAGGAAACGCCUAGGAAACGUAGCAAGGACUUCCAAAGGGUGGAAAUCGAAGCGCUGCUCCAGUUCGUGGCUACCAGGAAACAUGAACUGUUCGGAACUGGAGGAAAGGGGAGCAGCAAGGAAGAAAAGAUGAAAGAAAGAACCUGGAAAAGAGCAACCCAUUCUCUUAGAGCAGCUGGUGGCCAAGAGAGAGAAUGGCCCUCAUUAAGGAAGAAAUGGCGAGACAUGGCUUCUAAAGCCAAAGCAUAUAAAGCCCCAAGGACAGGUGGUGGACCACCACCAGAGCACAAUGAGAUGCACGAGCGGGUUUUGGCCAUUUUGGCAAGAGAAGCUGUCGAGGGUAUCUUGCCAGAAGAAGAUGAGCAAAAUUCACAGGAUUCACAGGCUACGGAUCUGAGUGGUUAUCAGCCUCCUCAACCACAGCCUCCUCAACCACAGCCUCCUCAGCCACAGCCUCAGCUUCAUCAACCUCAGCCUCAUCAGUUUAAUGACAUGUUGGCACAGAGACCUGCACAGAUCAGGCAAUUAGAAAUUCAGGAGGAGCUGCUGAGAAUACAGCGCGACAAAUUAAAAGUUAAGCAAAAGCAAGUUAAUAUAAGCGAGGCUAUUUUGGAAGAGCUAAGGAGCAUCAAAAAUAUGCUAGCAAUUAAACCCACAGCCAUAGAUCUCCUUAAUUCAACUCAACAAGGGCUCUAUUAAUCCUUUUUUUUCCCCCAUAAUUUUAUUCAAAGUUUUGAGGUGUAUUUUGCAACCUCCCUAAUUAAGUAUUUUCAGCAGCUCCUCCUUAAUUAAAGCCCCUCUAAAGUGUUGGGAGACCAAAUUUCACAAAAAAUGUCAUGGCAAAGUUUUACUUAAAUUGUCUAAUGAUGUGAA